Messenger RNA from Odobenus rosmarus divergens (Pacific walrus), 1012 nucleotides. It is a transcript of the gene MRPS28, whose product is annotated as mitochondrial ribosomal protein S28. Lineage: Eukaryota; Metazoa; Chordata; Mammalia; Carnivora; Odobenidae. Bases 1 to 564 code for a protein of 187 amino acids. Gene Ontology annotation, cellular component: mitochondrial small ribosomal subunit. The transcript has 3 exons. The record is from RefSeq and is a predicted model, not a curated record.
AUGGCGGCGCUGUGUCGGACCCGUGCCGUAACUGCCGAGAGCCAUCUCCUGCGAGUGUUUCUCUUCUCUCGGUCCUGUCGAGGCGCAGGCACUGAGAGUAGCUCCGGGAGUGAGAGUUCCGAUUCCACAGAGCCUAAAAUGCGCCAAGGCGGCUUCGCGAGCGCUUUGGAGCGGCAUUCGAAGCUGUCCCGGAAGGCGGAGCUCGGGCAGAAGACCGGCUCUCCAAAAAAUGUGGAAUCUUUUGCAUCUAUGCUGAGACAUUCUCCUCUUACACAGAUGGGACCUGCCAAGGAUAAACUCAUCAUUGGACGAAUCUUCCAUAUUGUAGAGAAUGAUCUUUAUAUAGAUUUUGGUGGCAAGUUUCAUUGUGUAUGUAGAAGACCAGAAGUGGAUGGAGAGAAAUACCAGAAGGGAACCAGAGUCCGACUGCGGCUAUUAGAUCUUGAACUUACAUCUAGAUUCCUGGGAGCGACUGCAGAUACAACUAUACUAGAAGCGGAUGCAAUUCUCUUAGGAGUCCAGGAGAGUAAAGACGCAAAAUCAAAAGAGGAACCUCGUGAAUAAGAAACAAACUUUGCUUAGUGCAUUCACUCCUUUUUUGUUAAACCCAGAUACUCAUCAAGAAUGCAAUUAGAAAAUUGUGAAUAAAUGAUUGAAAGAAGACAUAAUAAAUGAAAGCUAUAAUUAUAGCUCUUAUUCGUUAGAAUUUUCUUUAGCUGUUUCUCCCCUCCUCCCCUCCCUUUUACACCGAUUCUUUCCUUUGAUUGGGGUAAUAUAAACUAUUCUAAGAAAUUCUGUCAUUCAAUAAAUAUGUUUUGAGUGCUUGCUAUGUGCAUGGCACUAUUCAAAACAGCAGUAAACCGAUUAGACAAGAUUGCUUGCUUUGUGGAGUUUCCCUUGGACUUUAGGGAAACAGAAAAUAAAUGGGUAAAAUAUAUAGUGUGUUAGACAGUGAUAUGUGCUAAGGACAAAAUACAGCAGGGAAGGGAGAGGACCUGAAUCGACAUUCUUC